Messenger RNA from Wyeomyia smithii (pitcher-plant mosquito), 669 nucleotides. Its product is annotated as lysozyme 2-like. Gene Ontology annotation, molecular function: lysozyme activity. Bases 143 to 586 code for a protein of 147 amino acids. Lineage: Eukaryota; Metazoa; Arthropoda; Insecta; Diptera; Culicidae. The record is from RefSeq and is a predicted model, not a curated record. The transcript is spliced from 2 exons.
ACUUCGAUCGAUUGAUGAUAAGAGCAUUUUCAUCAUUUAUACCGACGGCUAGACUAUUGGAAUCAUAUUGUUGUGGUUGUUCCCGCAGAUCUCGGUCAGAGUGAUUGCCGUACUCGCUGUCGGUGCCAUUUAUAUUAGCGAAAUGAUUCAUUUCAAAUUGUUGACCUUAUUCGGUUUCAUUUUUAUGGCGAACGGAAUCUUUCUCUCCAAUCUCAAUUCUACGUGCUUCCGUUGUAUUUGCGAAGCUUCAACAGGUUGCAGCAAUCGAUUACAGUGCGGACAAGGGUAUUGUGGGCCGUUUUCUAUUUCUCGAGCCUAUUGGAUCGAUGCUGGGAAGGUGGUCAAGGCUGAUGACGAUCCCAAUCGUUGGGGCUCGUACGAAGAUUGCGCCAAUCAGUAUGCUUGCGCUACCAAUAUAAUAACACAAUACAUGGAGAAAUAUGGAAAAGAUUGUAAUAAUGAUGGGCUGGUGGAUUGUGUCGAUUACGCUAUGCUACAUAUCAACGGAGGGCCAACUUGUCAUUUAGCGUUGAACUCAGACUUCAGACUAAAGUUCCGCAGUUGCUUGCAAAAAAGUCAACAAUGACCCAGGGAGAAUAAAUCACGAAACUUUUUUGUGUAAUGCAUACAGGCCUUAUGUUUUCGAAAAAAAUUCUGAUUUAACAUUCA